Messenger RNA from Portunus trituberculatus (swimming crab), 1650 nucleotides. RefSeq lists its product as uncharacterized. The transcript is spliced from 9 exons. The record is from RefSeq and is a predicted model, not a curated record. The coding region runs from base 1 to 1170 and encodes 389 amino acids. Gene Ontology annotation, molecular function: protein binding. NCBI's taxonomy places the organism in Eukaryota, Metazoa, Arthropoda, Malacostraca, Decapoda, Portunidae.
AUGGCAGCUUCUGACGGCGCAGGAGGAGGAGGAGGGGGUGGUAAGGAGGCGGGAGAGGGAGGUGCGGGAUUGGUGCUCCCGCCCACCACGCCCUCCGAUCCUGGCACGCCGCCCACCACUAGGACCCAACACGCCCCUGGGAGGCGAGUGUCCGCCGCCUCCAGCACAGCCUCGGGUGCUUCUCUGGCCUCCCUACUCGCCAAGCUUCACCACCCUCCCUCUUCAAGCCUCUCUCUAGAAGGCAAGCUGAGGAUACGCGCCACACUGGAUUGCGGAAGUGACGUGUUGGGGUGCCGGUUCUCUCCUGAUGGGGCGCAGGUGGGGGCAGCGCUCAGGUCCGGACAAGUCAAGCUCUUCACCAUGGCCGGCACGCUUUCCUACACCCUGCAGGUUCCCGGCGAGGCCCAGCGCACCAACACCGCCGCCACGUCUGUCGUGUGGGUGCCCGGAGCCCAGGCUCAGACACUUAUCACCACAUACUCCGAUGGGCGCGUGGUGUCGUGGCGCGGGCGCAACCUGGGCGUGGAGAUGGGCGGGGCUGGGGUAGACGUCCGGGCUGUGGCGGUGAGUGGACUGGAGGGACAGGUGGUGACCUUCACGAGGGAGCAGGUCACCCUCAGGGACGUGAACACCUUGGCGCCCGCCCUAACAUUGGACCCCGGAGUGGGCGGCCAUCUGGUGGGUCGCGGUCCUCUGUGGGCGGUGUGCGGACGUGGGCGUGAGGUGAUCGGGGGAGGUUCUGGCCUUACCUGGUGGGACGCGCGUACAGGGGUGGCCAUCAGAAGUGUGGGCGGCGUGCACGUGCGUGGUCCCGCCCUUGCUUCCAGUACUCAUUCCAGCAAGGUACUGAGCGGGAGCUGGGGAGGAGGACAGGACAGCGUUAAGGUGUGGGAUUCUUCCACAGGCAAACUUACCCACGUGCUCCACUCUGAGGCAGCGCACACCUCGGUGUACUGCGUGGCGUGGGUAGGGAAGGACACGGUGGUGGUGGGUGGCACAGACCCUAACCUGCUAAGACUGACCACCCUUGACAACACGACAGUGGGCGUGAUGCGGGGUCUCCGUCAGCCGCUGUGGUGUGUGGACGCCCACGUGGCCCGCCCUCACCAGGGGACGCGGCUCGCCCUCGCCUCAGGUUCCACCCUCUACCUCCUCGAUGUUCUCAAAUAGCCUCGCCUUUUCACCCCUUGACCCUCGACCUUUUGACACCACGAGCCUGUUUUUGUUGACCCAAUGACGCUGUAACGUGAGGUAUGCUGGCCUGUUGGGCUCUUUUUCUUUUGUUCUUAUUUUGUGUCUUAUUUAUCUAGUUAUUUUUUGGUAUAGUGAUAGAGUAAAUUAUAUCAUAGUCUUUUUCCUUUUCUUCCUUGUUGCGAUUUUUUUUUCUAAUUUUUGUGCCUUUACGUGGAGUUAAAGUAGAUUAUAUCAGUCGCAUUACAUUUAAGUGAUGAUCAUUAGUGUUCCUUCUCUCAAACUUCAACUCUUGCUUUCAUUUCCUCGUCUCUCACCUCCUCAUGUGUCAGGUGUUCUUACUCAGUGUCUUCUUUUAUGUUUUUCAUUAUUAUUCUCUUAACUUUCUGAUUUCUCUUCCUUAUUUUCUUUGUGUGUGUGUGUGUGUGUGUGUGUGUGUGUGUGUGUGUGUGUGUGUGU